Messenger RNA from Aspergillus aculeatinus CBS 121060, 1920 nucleotides. Its product is annotated as putative l-fucose permease. Gene Ontology annotation, biological process: transmembrane transport. Gene Ontology annotation, molecular function: transmembrane transporter activity. The transcript is spliced from 6 exons. Lineage: Eukaryota; Fungi; Ascomycota; Eurotiomycetes; Eurotiales; Aspergillaceae. The record is from RefSeq and is a predicted model, not a curated record. Bases 485 to 1873 code for a protein of 462 amino acids.
AUUCACCCCAAUGAACACACCGCCAUGAUAGGUGAUUAAAUAGAUUGAUUUGAGACCACCCGGUUCAUCAUGAAUUUCAGCCUAAAUUUCAAUUGCGGGGAAACCGGGGCCAUCGUGACAAUGCCCGCUGCAAUCUUGUCCUCUCUCAACCCUGACCAACUGGAACAUUCUCCCGGAUGAUUUGGCCUUGUCCUUCCAACCCCCUCCAUUUCCUUAUUUCCCCAUUCUUGAUUCUGUGGAGAGAGUCCGGGGAAAUGGUGAGAAGGGACAUGGGCUCAGAGAGAUGCAAUUCAAGACUAUUGUCGGUGGAGAAGCCACAUACAUACCCCUCCUACCCUCCCUCGCUCUUUAGUGGCUUUGUCGUACAAUCCCAAUCACCUACUUAUCCGCAAGAGACUGCUCUGUGCAUGUCCUGUUUGCUUCUCUCCUCUCUUGUCGUCUUCCCCCUUUCUCAGGUAGACUGCUUUCUCCUUAUCGCGCCCAAAUGGGGAUCAUGCACUUCCUGAAGACUCGGACUGGGCUCCGGGUCGAUAAUUGCAAAACCACCUCUGCUGCCACCCUUACGUUGCGCCAGAGUAUCUGGCCCUUGACUCUCGUCACCAUACUCUUCUUUCUCUGGGGAUUCGCCUAUGGCCUACUAGACACACUUAACAAGCAUUUCCAGAACACCAUGCACAUCACUCGUACACGUUCUUCCGGACUCCAGGCAGCUUACUUUGGUGCUUAUCCACUGGCGUCCCUUGGUUAUGCGAACUACAUGCUCCGUCAUUUCGGCUACAAGACUGUUUUCAUCUUCGGGCUGACUCUAUAUGGGAUCGGCGCUCUGUGCAUGUGGCCCGCAGGCUUGCAUCGUUCAUUCGGAGGCUUCUGUGCAGCCACUUUCGUUAUUGGCUCCGGCUUGGGUUCUCUGGAGACGGCUGCCAAUCCAUACAUAACUGUCUGUGGUCCACCCAGAUACGCUGAAAUGCGUAUCAACCUUGCCCAGGCUUUCAACGGUAUCGGAACCUGCGUGGCGCCAGUGCUAGCUUCAUAUGUCUUCUUCACCUCCGUGGGUGACGAUGUCAAUGCCCUCAAGCGCGUUCAGUGGGUCUAUCUCGCCAUUGGCAUCUUUGUCUUCAUCCUUGCGGGCAUUUUCUUCAUCUCUUCGAUUCCCGAAGUGACCGAUGAGGACAUGGCCUUUCAGGUUGCCGAGACACACGCGGACGAACAGGAAAAGCCACUCCGGAAGCAAUAUAAGCUCUUCCAUGCCACACUGGCACAAUUUACUUAUACAGGCGCACAAGUUGCUAUCGCAAGCUAUUUCAUCAAUUACGUUACCGAGACCUGGCCCGGAACAUCUAGCGCCACAGCUUCCAAGUAUCUUGCCGGUGCCCAGGGUGUCUUUGCGGUUGGCCGCUUCGCUGGUGCCAUUAUCAUGAGAUUUGCAAAAGCCCGUUGGGUGUUCUUAGUCUAUCUCUCCUGCACUGUUGCUUUCAUCGCUGCUUCGAUAACGCAACAUGGCCGGACAGGAGUCGCAAUGCUCUUCUGCACCCUCUUCUUCGAAUCCGUCUGCUUCCCAACGAUCGUCGCGCUUGGUAUAUGCGGCUUGGGUAGGAACUACAAGCGGGCCUCCGGGCUCAUUGUUGGCGCUGUCUGCGGCGGAGCAGUCGUACCCCCAAUUCUCGGUCGAGUGGCGGACGCACGGAACACGGGCUUUGCUAUGAUCGUGCCGACCUUGUUUUUCGUUGUUGCAUUGUCGUAUGCCUGGGCAGUGAACCUCGUGCCUGCGUACCGCGAAACGGUGGACAAGGUGUACUCCAGUGGUGUUGGGCUUGGAGAGGAGAAUGUUAUGACUAAAGAUGUGGAGGAUGGGACCACAGCCAAGAUUGGAUAGUGAAAAGGAUUGGAGCAUUUUUAUCCAGCAGUGGACGCAUUUCGCUC